CCUGAUGCCCUUGUUAUAUUUUUUCCUUCAGUGCAUGCUCAUGCUCCGCUUGAUGCAGACAGGAGAACUGUUUCAGUUGGCCACAUGUGGACUCACUGCUGGAUACAUAGCCUUUUUUAAAAAUCAUCAUCAUCAUCAUUGUAAUUUAUUCUUAUUUUUGUCACCUGUAGGUCUUUAGGUAAAACUGGACCAUGCUGUACCUUACACAGCUAACCGGCAUGGUUCUUCUCGCGCUCAUAAAUGGCGUGCAAUCCAACAAUUGCUCUGACCUUAUGCUGAACCCUCCUGAGCUGGUGGUAAAAUAUGGAGAUAGUGUCUCAGUGAGCUGCUAUUCCCUGUCCAAAGACACUGAUCUGUACUGGAUAGUUCCACUGGGAACUAUUUCCUAUUCUGAUAAUAUGACCGUCAUCUGGAAAGCAGACAAUCUGACAGACUGGGAAGCACAGCCUGCAUGCAACAGGACCGUGGAUGAUAUGCAAUGCAUCAGAACACUCCCGCUUACUGUUUACAAGCUUCCAGACCUGGUGUCCAUCAGCACCGUGAAUCACUCAGGGCCAAUGACUGAAGCCAGAGAGUACAAGCUCCGGUGUGACAUUCAGAAUGUUGCUCCUAUUCAUCUUCUCACUGUGGCCUGGUACAAAGGACCUGAUCUAGUGACCAGCAAAAGCUUCACUGACUUAUUUCAGAAGACUCCAAGAGCAGUGUUCACUGAGCUCCAAAUCAUCCCCAGCAGAGGUGAUGAUGGAGUUCAGUACAGAUGUGAGGCCAAGCUGAAUCUGGAACAUCAGCCUUCUAUUACAAUGACAUCAGAUCCUCUCAACGUUACCGUAACCUCGAAACCCAAAAAUUGCUCUGACCUUGUGCUGGACCCUCCUGAGCUGGUGGUAAAAUUUGGAGAGCCUAUCUCAGUGAGCUGCCGUUCUCUGUCCAACGAUACUGAUCUGGACUGGAGCGCUCCAUUGGGAAAUACUUUAAGACCUGAUAAUCAGACCAUCAUCUGGAAAACAGACAAUCUGACAGACUGGGAAGCACAGCCUGUGUGCCACAAGACCAUGGAUGGCGGACAAUGCGAAAAAGCUCUGCGGCUCAUAGUUUACAAGAUUCCAGAAAAGGUGACUAUCAGUGUCAUGAAUCACACUGGGCCACUGGCUGUAGGCAAAAAGUAUGACCUCCAGUGCGACAUUGAGAAUUUUGCUCCUGUAAAUGUCCUGGCUGUUUUCUGGUACAAAGGGGAGACGUUAGUGAAAAACAGAGGAUUCUCAGACUUGCCCACCAAAACUCCUAGUAAUAAGACUGUUACACUGAAGAUCACCCCCAGCAAAAGUGACUCUGAUGAUCCUUACUGGUGUGCGGCAAAGCUGAAACUGGGAGCAACAGGACCUCAACCUCCUCCUAACGUGACUUCAAAUCGUCUCAGCGUCGCAGUUCACUACAAACCUGUAAUAAGCUGUUCAGAUUGGUUCCCUUUCGAAAAUACCCCCUUGAGCUCAUAUCAUUAUAAUGUUAUGGGAAAUCCAUUGCCAGACAUCACCUGGUCUCGAGACCAAUCAAAGAUCAGCUCCGACACGCAUCUCAACAGGAGUGACUCGGGCCAGUAUACACUCAUUGCCAGUAAUGUGAUGGGAAUUUCACGCUGUAACACAGAGAUCACCGUGGAGUAUCCUCCUACAUUUAACUGUUCUGAUAGCUAUACGGGGAUAGAGCAUAAAUCCUUCUUAUAUCAAUGUUCAGUUAUGGCUUCUCCUGUAGCAGACAUUACUUGGAAAAAAGAUGGAAAAACAGUGAGGCCUCCUCAAAAUCUCACAAAGGCAGACAGCGGCAAAUAUGUGAUAACAGCCAUGAACAAGCAUGGAACUGUACAACACAUUCUGACCCUUGAGGUUCUGGAUAAAUGUCCCAUUACAAUUCAGCCUGCUGAACUAGUGGUGGAGUUUGGUGCUUCAGCCACAGCUAACUGUUCCACAACCAGCACCCACAAUGGCAUGGGCUGGGAGGCAGUGGAUGGAGAAAUAGACAUGAAGCAAGGUGUCCAGUUCCUCAUCUGGAGGGUAGAGAGCGUCACAUACUGGAGCACGAAACCAGUGUGCUUCAUCAAUGCACACGAACAGUGCACUGUCCAUCUCCCAGUUACUGUUUACAAGCGUCCAGACUGGGUGUUGAUCAACACCUUGAAUCACACGGGGCCAAUGAUUGAAGGCAGCGAGUACAAGCUUGAGUGUAAACUUCAGAAUGUUGCUCCUGUUCGUUUCCUCACUGUGAACUGGUACAAAGGACAGUCAAGACAGCUAGUAAAAAGUGAAGAAUUUCAGAACUUUUCCUCUUCAGAACCACUAAAUAUUUCUACCACACUCGGGAUCUCCACAAGCAAAGAAGAUGAUGGAAUUCAGUACACAUGUGAGGCAGUGCUGAACCUGGGACCAAAAGGACCUCGACCUCCUCCUAUAAAGUCAUCAGACCCUCUCAGCAUUAGAGUGUACUACAAACCUGUAAUAAGCUGUUUAGAUUGGUCCCCUUUGGAAAAUACCCCCUUGAGCUCAUAUCAUUAUAAUGUUAUGGGAAAUCCAUUGCCAGACAUCACCUGGUCUCGAGACCAAUCAAAGAUCAGCUCCGACACGCAUCUCAACAGGAGUGACUCGGGCCAGUAUACACUCAUUGCCAGUAAUGUGAUGGGAAUUUCACGCUGUAACACAGAGAUCACCGUGGAGUAUCCUCCUACAUUUAACUGUCCUGAGAGCUAUACGGGGAUAGAGCAUAAAUCCUUCUUAGAUAAAUGUUCAGUUAUGGCUUCUCCUGUAGCAGACAUUAUUUGGAAAAAAGAUGGAAAAACAGUGAGGCCUCCUCAAAAUCUCCAAAAGGCAGACAGCGGCAAAUAUGUGAUAACAGCCAUGAACAAGCAUGGAACUGUACAACACAUUCUGACCCUUGAGGUUCUGGAUAAAUGUCCCAUUACAAUUCAGCCUGCUGAACUAGUGGUGGAGUUUGGUGCUUCAGCCACAGCUAACUGUUCCACAACCAGCACCCACAAUGGCAUGGGCUGGGAGGCAGUGGAUGGAGGAAUAGACAUGAAGCAAGGUGUCCAGUUCCUCAUCUGGAGGGUAGAGAGCGUCACAUACUGGAGCACGAAACCAGUGUGCUUCAUCAAUGCACACGAACAGUGCACUGUCCAUCUCCCAGUUACUGUUUACAAGCAUCCAGAUCAGGUGUUGAUCAACACCUUGAAUCACACGGGGCCAAUGAUUGAAGGCAGCAAGUACAAGCUCGAGUGUAAAGUUCAGAAUGUUGCUCCUGUUCGUUUCCUCACUGUGAACUGGUACAAAGGACAGUCAAGACAGCUAGUAAAAAGUGAAGAAUUUCAGAACUCUUCCUCCUCAGAACCAGAAAACCUUUCUAAAACGCUCGAGAUCUCCACAAGCAAAGAAGAUGAUGGAAUUCAGUACACAUGUGAGGCAGUGCUGAACCUGGGACCAAAAGGACCUCAACCUCCUCCUAUAAAGUCAUCAGACCCUCUCAGCAUUACAGUGUACUAUGCUCCCGAAAUCCAGUCAGUCAGUCCCUCAGGAGUGGUGAAGGCAGGCAGCGACGUGUCUCUGAACUGCACAGCAAAUGGAAAUCCAGAGCCUGAAGUGUGGUGGAGCUUUCAAAAUCAAACUAAGGCCACUGGGAGGCGACAGACAAUCCUGAAUAUUUCUGAAGCCAAGCUUGCUGAUGCUGGUGAAUAUUUGUGCACUGCUAGAAAUAGACAUGGGGGCCAAACAAGAACAGUCUCACUGAGAGUGCAAGAAAGCAACAUGCGCACAAUAUUAAUCACUUGUGGGGUUCUAUUAGUAGUUAUAAUCUUAAUUGCAUAUUUUUUUUACAAUCGUACCAUGAGUAGACGAUCUGGAAAGUACACCGUACAGGCUAAUGGUGAUGUCUCUAUGUCACUGCUGAGGUAGAAUGAUAGAAAAUGUACGACAACCAACACAGAAAUAAACUAAAGGUACCUCUGAGUGAUUUUAGAAUUAGAUAGGCAUUUGUGACUGAAGACUGUCUGUUGCUGCAAUUGCUGCCUAUUGCUGUAAUAAUAUGUACAAUUGUUUUUAUACUUUGCAAAGAAUUUAUGUAUAUUUAUAAGGUGUGUGUGUUUUUAUACAAAUUUUAAGCAAUAUCUCAAAAAAGGCCCACAGAUACAUAAAUUCGCUUGACUUUUGAACAGGGCGUCGCUAGGGCUAAUCUUAAUCCAGCCCCAAAUGUUUUAUCCCGUAUUUUGAGUUUAGAGGAAUUAAGUAAUGAUUGGUUUAGUUGAGCACUGUUGCCAUUUACUGUACGCGAUUUUGACUCACAUCUCUCUUCACACACACACAGGCCAAAAUACCACAAGAGUGUGCACUCAAAUAUGCUCUAGAACCGCUAUUGCGAUACUGUAACGUCAUACACCUAUCGGUCUGCCCAGCGUCUGAACAUCAUGACUUUCUUUUAUACAACUAAUGCAGUAUUUAAGUUAUAAUACAUACAUGACUUAGGCGAACAAUGGGCCAGAACAGACUCCAUCAUUCGGCUGUUCUGUCUAUUAGAAGAGGAAUUAUAAAUUAUAAAAAUCUUAGUAUGGUAACUGACCGUUUUGCUCAAGUCAAGUCUCGGAGAUAUUCUCUGAUGAUUCCACCCUCAAAGAAAUAGGAUCAAAAAGUCACCAAGAGCAUGAAAUAGACAAGAUACAAGUACAGAUGCGAGAAUGAGAGAUGAGAGAACAAUAAGAGUAGAGAAGAGAAGAGAAGAGAAGAGAAGAGAAGAGUAGAGAAGAGAAGAGAAGAGAAG
Messenger RNA from Hemibagrus wyckioides, 4794 nucleotides. It is a transcript of the gene icam5, whose product is annotated as intercellular adhesion molecule 5. The transcript is spliced from 15 exons. Lineage: Eukaryota; Metazoa; Chordata; Actinopteri; Siluriformes; Bagridae. The record is from RefSeq and is a predicted model, not a curated record. Bases 192 to 3935 code for a protein of 1247 amino acids. Gene Ontology annotation, biological process: cell adhesion. Gene Ontology annotation, molecular function: integrin binding.